AUGAACGGGCCAGUUAAAAGGCGAGAAGGAGUUUCGCUUCUUCAAGACAGCUCCUUUUUAAAUCAAUGGUUUCAACAACACUUUGAUGAAGAAUACCCAUCAACGUUACAAGCGACAAAUUACCUAUCAAGGAGGCAAAUGCAUGCUGAACGCAUACCUUGGGAAGAAAUUCAAGAAAAUCCUCGGGAAUAUAAAAAUCCAAUUUUGUUCUCAGAACCAGGACAAAGAGUCAUUCGAGCAAUAAGACAACUUUAUGGGACGAGACAAGGAGCUAUUGGCCAUUCUUGUGCGCCAAAACAAGGUAAGCCAUCUAGUAUUUGUAGUUAGAAAUUACAAAUUAUAUCCAGAGUAACGCCAUGCCAAGAGGGUCAAACUAUAAUCGCAAAUCAUUUCUUGAGAUGUUCACGCAAAAAUGGAGUAUUAGAUGCGCGGUAAGUUACGUUUUGUACCAAAUAAACUUUCCUACUUGACUUCUGUUUUAGCUUCGGAAUAUUACCAUAAAAAAUCACCCGAGUUACCGUCUGUUGAACGCAAGGAGGACUAUUUGACAAAUCAGAAUGACUUACUGGAGUUCAGUUUGGCCCCAUCUUGUGGUAUACAACAAAGACUACAGACAAAUGAGGGAAUACAAAGGUAUUAUCAAAUCUAUAAAUAAUUUUCCUCGUAGCUUGUCCAGUUGUUCUCAUAGUUAUUGCUAUAAACGUACGUUGUAGUUGUUGUUAUUGUUGGUGGUGCUUUUGUUGUUAUUGCUAAUAUUGUUGUUGUUAUUGCUGUUUAUGACUGCUGUCGUUGUUUUGUCAAGUUUAUGUUUUGAGCGGUUAGACUUUGAAAUCUCACUCCACCUGAAUCGUACUUCUAGAUAAACAAACAAACGUAUAUUUAGGCAUUGCCAUUGGAACUUCACCUUCAGGAGUGUGGUAAAGAUGAUUUUCAAGAUUGACUAUUGAAUAAAAUAAUUGUGUUAAUUUACUUUUAGGGAAGAAGAAUUGCUUUCCUUUGCCGGAAAAACAGGUAUAGUGAUGUUUUUAUCAGCUACCAUGACCCAAUGAGACUAACGGAGUUAGUCAGUUACAAAAAAAAAAUGUUUUCAACUUUUUUGGCUAGAAAAAUCUGCCCAGUCUCCUGCCUCGUGUUAACACUUCUAGCAACCCCCGUAAAAGCUGAUAGCUCUUCUAAAAUGCAUGGUACCAAAUAUAUGUUUUUUUCCAAUCGAAGGUUGUUCUUCUCCAAAGGAGAAAAAUGGCAAUUCUGAGAGCGGAAACGAUGAGCGUAAAAAUAAAAGGAAGGCACAACAAAGUUCUAUUACAAACUACUUCAAAGAAAGGAAAACUUUGCUAGUAAAGGAGGCCGUGAAAGUUAAACCAGCCAAUGCAAACAGAGGUAAACUAACCCAGGAAGUGAAUUGAAAUAGUAAAGAAAAAAAUUUAAACUUAAAUGCUCCAAAAGAGUGAAUAUGCCUAAUAGGAUUUAUAACUCUUCAUUACCCCUAAGAGGUUCACUCUAGAUUAACAUUUUUUCGAAUGUUUUUUGAGCUCAGAUCAUGUUGAAUUGAAUCUUAGACCUCUUAGAUCAACAGUAUCAAUUCAACAACGGCAUAGCAUAACGUACAUUUUCCCCAGCAGAUGCCUCCUGGGAGGAUCAAACAAGUGUUGCUACAGUCUCAACGAUGAAUCCAACACAAAGAGAGGAAUUCCAACAAUGCCUUGAAUCAGCAGAAGAAGUUGCUUGCACCUUAACUUAUGAAGACGGGUCGUCACUGCUAAGAUCAAGGAAACAUCAAGUGGGUGAUCGAUCUUUGUGUAAUUGGAUUACGUUCUGGACCAGUCGAGCCUUGAACUGAGGGUAUAUGGAGUGAAAACCUGGUCAUAAAAUUCUGCGUUCUUAAGGCUUGCCGAAAACGUUUUAUGUGCGAGUGCAGUUUUUGGAUAACUUUCAUGUUGUGAUUAUAAUUGUGCUUAGGAGUGCGUUAAAGCAAGCGGAAGUUUAUGCUCACACCCCAAGAGCGAAAAAAGCCUAAAGCUUAAUGUCAUAACUAAACAGAAAAACGAAAGAAAAGAAAACGUGUUGGUUGACUGAUUUUACUAUUUCACUCAAUAUUGUAGAAAACAAAGAAACAAGUAGAAGACGUGUGUGGCGAAAAGGUAAAACGAACACAAGCAUUUAAUUUUACCGUUAGUCAAAUGUUUUUUCCUACCACAUAAAGCUACUUGAAAUUGAGGUCACUCAUACAAAUCAUUAUUUAUCCUUGCUAGCGAAACUUAAAGAUUGUUGGUUUGGUUGUCGCAUUACCAAUAUCUGAGAUAACAACCUCAGGUUUCGUUGAUCACCCUGUACAGCGCCGUAAAAGUCGAUUGAUGGUCGUGGAGAUUCCUCUGUGCACGCAGGAUGGCGAUAUGAAAAAAUGGUGCAGGUGAAACUAAGGAAUUAAAUUUUAUGAAAAUAUUUUUCCUUUUUCCAGGUGUUCAGUCCACUUACGACAAUACGCAAACCCUUCCGCAAUAGAUUUUUCAAGUCCAUUGGAAAACUUCCUUCGAUCUCCCUUCUGGCAAUGCAAUUAUACUGUCGAAGAGGAGGCAAGAUUAAAUCGCAGUUUUAGCUGUAAUAAAAAAGGGUCCUUCAUGUGUUUUUACAGGACAGUGGUACAUGAUUUAAUGACGUCAUCGAAGAGAAAAAUCUGCUACGGUGCACAAUUGAUUAUACGCUAUUUAAUAGAGACUGCCCAUGCUGACAUCAGAACAGGUGAGCCCGUCUCUACAUUUUUGGCGCUAAACAAGGCUUUUCACCAUUGCUCCCCGAGAAAACUUUGAAGUCUCGUUUGAAUUGUGAUAUCACCUCGCCUUUAGUUUUUUUACACCAAGCCACCAAGCAAAAUAACCCAGAUGAUAGAUAUUGAAAAAUAAAGAUUACAUUACUGGUGAUGUCUACACAGAACUUUAUAAAUUAUUUUCCUUUUGUUUUCUCAGUGUGCCUCAAAUGGCGUCUUUUUGACCCAAAAAUUGCAGCUUGGCUUCUUAAUCCUGACCACCCUCCUCAGAGCUUCGCUGAAGUUCUAACCUCUGCUCAGCUGAGCCUGCCAAAGGUAAACAGCUGCAUCACAUAUAUUCCUUGUCUAGAAUGUUUUAAUUGUUACUCCUUUCUUUCAUUUCAUAAUAUUUUUAAAGUGCAAACCGAAAGUUUCAUAUAAACGGCCCAGCUAAUGAGGGUUUUGCUCUUUCAUGUGCAGGGCGGCAAGGAAGAUGAUUGUAUGGUUUGUCACGAUAUUGCGAUGCUUGGACCUGUUAUGGUUAAGCAACAUAGCAUGCUUAAGGUAAACGAAUGAACAAGAUAGGAGAAAGGAAAUGUCAUGAGAAUAAUUGAAAACAGGGUAUAAUUUCCUGUUUUGCAAAAAGGUAGACGUUACUGAGAGAAUAAGGCGUCAGUGAAGCAACAUGUCUCUUAUAUGGAAAACAGCUUUAAUUUUGUUCUCUCAGGCACUAUCACUUUGGGAUUUGUUCAUCAACAUGGAGACGCCCAUUUGUUCGAUGUUAGCAGGUACUGCCAAUAGCUUUUUGUUUCGUUUCCUCUCCUUUCUUCUUUUCAAUAGGGCUAGUUGGGGAAUAUUUUCCCUGAAGACAUUUAAUAUCACCAUUCGUGACCAUUAAAAUAGUAAACCUAAAUUUGUUUAUUUUUUUAUUUAGUGAUGGAGACCCAAGGAAUCAACAUUAACACUCAGGUUUUGAUUGAGGCGAGCAAUACUCUCAAGGUAAAUUAUAGUUUCAGUAUUAUUGCCUUAGAGUGUCAUUAACACCCACACCAAAGCAUUUAAUGACAACAACAAAUAUGGUUUGACUUCAGAAAAAAAGCAAGCCAGACGUCUAAAUAAACCAGUGGGAACUGAAAAAGAGUUUUUGAGAGCUUAAAGCUACCAUCUGGAAAAAAGAAAUGUGGUCAAUUGAAGAUUGGUUUUGAAUCAGAUCGUUCAAAAAUAUGAGAUACUUUAUACGUUAUUGUAAAAAAAGAGUGUUCUGUAUGUCUGUUGUUUUUUUGUUUUGUUUUUUUUCACGCUCCGGUGAAAAUCAGUGGCUUCCUUUGACAUUCUUAAUAGGUGAAUAUGCUUCAGAUUGAUCAUAGUCCUGAUCUAGACUUUUAGGACGUAAGCUUCAUGUUGCACCAACUUCACUGACUAGUACCAUUAUGAUUACAGAUUAAAAUUCAAAAGGUCGAAGCAGAUGCUCAUAAGGUAUGAACAAAAAGCCCGAAAGAGUUAACAGAAAGCCUCUCGCGGCAGCUCUCAAAUAGGCGACGUAGCAUAGUGCUCAGAUGCUAUACAAGUGCUGCUCAAAGAUAUCCAAUUUUUUUUCCUUAACAAUUUCUUCAAAAAUUCCCUUCCACUGUUUGGGCGGCGAUGCUGAGAAUUUGACAACUGCUUGAUAUUGAGCCUGGUUAGCACAUUAUUUGCUUUGAAUGACUGAAAAAAAGGAGGCCUUUGAACUGAUAACAACAAUUGUCAUUAUUUGUUCUUUUGGCAGGCUGCAGGACACCCGUUUCUGAUCAACAGUCCUCAACAGCUGAGAGAGGUAUGGUGCCCUAAAAUCGUAAAUCAAGGUCAUUACCACAUGUUCAUUAGAAAUUUUAUGGUCUUGUUGAAGGUGUUAUUCGAGGAGUUGCGUUUGGACCAGAAGUGCAAAAAGAAGCUUGCAAGAACUUCCAUCAAAAACUACAAGUCUACCUCAGAAGCUGUGGUUAGUAGUAUAGUUGUCUACACAUCGACCACGUACAAUUUGACGGCUGCAAGUUUGUCAGAUUAUAUCUGUGGUGUUUCAUGUGAACUAUAUUUUACUGUUACCGUUAACUAACCGAAUAGCCGAUCAGUGAACUGAAACCUGAAAUAAAUUUGAUUAUUUCUAUGUCCUUUUUCAGUUACUCCACCUAAAGGAAUUCCACCCUUUACCAAAACUCGUCCUGCAAUAUAGACACGUAUGUUUAACAGCAUUUUCCUUAACGUUUGCCUUAAACGCAUGCCAUAUGCAGCUAAGUUCAAUACACUUGAUAAAGGCUUCUCACGUAGAGUCUUAGAUAUUUAAAGACAUUUAGAUGUGAAAAGAGAGGUGAUGAAGCCGCGAUUACUAGUUUUCUGCUGAAUCAGUUGUCUCUCUUCAUCAACAGCUAACUAAAUUGAAGUCGACGUACUUUGAUGGAAUUCUUUCCCAUAUUAAUGAGGUAAAUGUUACAAAUAAACAAUGUCUGGUAUUUUUUACAGUGCACGUUUUCUCCUUUUGUUGGUAAUUGUUGCAAUGUUACUGUUUUUGUAUAUCUCUCCUCUUUGUUUUGUAGGGAGUGCUGUCUACGAACUGGUAAGUUUGCUAGUGUCUCUGAUGUUCGUUGGUUGGUUUUUGAUUAUUUCCUCCGUAGCUUUGCUGCAUUUUACUUUCUUUUGUGUCCUUUCAUAGCCUAAUUUCUGCUUGCCCUUGAGGUCCUUCUUUCCUCGUCUGUUCCAUUGUAGCAUAACUAUGUCAAACGAACUACAGUCAACUCUCUCAUACGCGAACACCCACGGGGAAUGGAAAGAGUGUCCGUUAGUUGAACUGUCUGCCUACGAGAAUUAUUCCCACAAGUGGACACCAAAGAAAAAUUGGAUAGAUGUCCGCUUGCGAAAGAUCGUUAUGUAGGACACUUCUUAAGGUCAAACGUUUACCGACAGCUUACUUACUUACAAAAAAAAUGGAGAUUUGAAAAAACCGAUCCAACCGUGCUGUUGCUCUGUCAAAGGUCACCUUUUUGUUGAUUUUCAAAUUCAAGACGUAUUUUAUCGUCAAAAGUCAAUUAAAUGAUAUGCACGGGGUAUCCGCUUACAAGAGAGCGUAACAUUUUCACCAUAAAAAGUGUCCGCGCCGGCUUCCGAGAGAGUGUACGCCUGCGGGAUUGUUUAUAUACAGAGUUUGACUGGGAGGAAAAAAGUGUCCGUAAGUAAAAUUGUUCGCUCUGAGAGUGUUCGUUAGCGGAGAGUUGACUGUGGUUAUGGCUGCUGUUGUUGAUGCUCACUCAGUUUCUGGCUCUAUCAUUUUUUUUAAAUACGUAUGCUUGCAACCAAUCGCAUGAUUAUCUUGUAGAGAAGUACAGUCGUAGCAUGAAUUUGUGAUGAUUUAAGUGAAACAUUUUAUCUUUUAAACAUCUGUAGUAAAUGAGAUAAUAAUCAGAGCUCUGCGAUUUUUUUCCAGGGACCAGACGGCGGCGGCCACAGGGCGAUUGACCUCAGCCAAUCCGGUAAGUGCCCCCUUGCACAUGCAUGGGGUGAAACAAAUCCUGGUAAAUAAUCUUUUGAAUGCAUUAUCGAAAGAGCAGUAAACAACGGCACGUGCAUGACCCAUUGCUUGACUGCAGACAACAAUGAUAUUUAAAGCACCAUGCAAUUAACACUAAGAACAUAACUCGUACUGAAUCUUUGAUAUUCAUGGACAUGUUAUCGGUUAUUUAGAUGUAAAAGAAUGAUAAAAUGUUAGGAAUUGACGACCUUCUUGAUCUUUGAUUGUCACAUCACCCAAAUGACUCACUCUUGAACCAGAAACUAUCCAAUACUUUGUGUUAGGUGAACGCAUUGUGUAAUUUGCUUGUUUUGUCUUCAGAAUCUUCAGUCUGUCCCAAAACAAGCGAUUGAAGUCUCCGGAAUAAAGAAACAGCUUAUCGUCGGUGAGGAGCGAAAAGUAUUUGGUGACGUAAAGUUGAAGUUUGCGUCUCCUUCGGAGAACUUUUGAAUGGUUAAUUACUGGUUGUUCUUUUUCAAUCGGGCACAAUAUACAACUACUCGCUUCAGUAGUGUUCUUAGCUGCGAGGAUCUCCUAAUUUCAUCGGGCUCAAUAUCUUUAUUAUCUGGGGAAAGUGUUUUAUUUCUUUUAAGUAAGUGACGUCACUAAGUAAGCCACUGAGAGGUGAUGAUUCUGUCACAAUUCUUAACUAUAGGUAAACCAGAAGAGGUAGUGACAAUCUAUGCACGGAAUGCUUACAGAAGUAGAGAAGGCUGGCUGUUACUUACAGCAGGUACACCUAAAACCUGAGGAAAUUAUUCACUUCCUCUUCAAAAGAGGGGAGGUGUUUAAUUUAUGUCAAACUUUUGUUGGUUAGGACAAUUCCAAAACAGACUGGAACUGUCAAUCAGUAUGAUAAGAUUUUUUAUCAUUCCUAAGGCGUACUCGGAGAACUUAAUGAGCAAAAUUAUCUGAUGAUUUAAUCAUUGCUUCACAUUCUUUACAGAUUUUCAAUCAAUUGAAUUGCGCCUGUUGUCUCACCUGUCAGAGGAUCCUUCACUGGUUCAAAUAUUCAAUGACAAGCAGUGUGCAGACGUAUUCACGACGCUUGCCUCACAAUGGUAUUAUCUGGGUUUUAUUGCCGGAGAAAAAUGAUUUCAAUAACGUUAUGCACCAGCCAGAGUCCCAUUAUUUUCUAAUGGCACUGGUCUCAUUAAAGUCUCGAUGAGAAAUCUGAUCAGAUCAGUAACUGACAACAACUUCUAAAAAAAGAAAAGUUCAAAUCACAGUUCAAUGCGAACCUUCUUCUGUUCUUAGGUUGGGGAAAAGCUGUAAAGAAAUCCAACUUCACGAGAGAGAGAGAACUAAGCGAAUUGUAUACUCUGUUAUCUACGGUGUUGGUACGAAAAGUUUUGUAUUAUAAUGAUAACAUAACCCUAAAAAUAUUUUAAACGGAUUAUGCAAAAUAAACGGAACGACCAACAGCGGUGAAGUGUAAAUUUUUUUUUUUUCAUCGUUUUACAGGAAGUGAAAAACUUGGACAAACUCUCAAAGUGAGCGCCGAGGAAGCAAAGGGAUUUAUGGAAAGCUUUCUAGGUCUCUUGAAAAUCCUGUCUUAGAAACAACGUCCAUUCACUCGUGCAUUUCUCAUAGUAGGUGCUUGUCAUCCAUCCAUAGCCUAAGAAUUAUUUUUAUUCAUGUUGUGUUACACCAGGGCGAUUCCCUCGAAUAAAAGAAUUUACUAGAAGCAGUAUCGAAAGUUGUCAGCGAAAAGGUUGGUAGUGGAAUGCCAUAUGUUGUGGAAGUUUGUUGCGUUUCAGUCGUUCAUUUAUUCACUCAUCUAAUCAUUCUUCAGCCCUGCUGCCUCUAGGUAUUUUUAAACAACAUUUCAAUGUGCAUGUUUUUCAUGGAUCGGGUGACAGGUUCCAUCACGACGGAGCUGUGUGUUUUACACCUGGACUAGUAGGAAUUCUUUCUUUUGUUGUAUGCAUGCUUAGAGCGCAUUUCCACUGAGCGUUGAAAAACAAAGACCAAAGUUAUCAGAACAGCCGAUCAGAGGAAAGGAAAAUAUCACAAGAAGCUAUGGAGAAAUCAAAACAAAAACAAGAACACUGCGUGUAGCGCGAGACAACGCGUGCGACUAACUUGCAUUGCGAUUAGUUUUAGUUUUCAAUCUGAUUGGUUGAGAGGAUGGCGCGAGUUUUCUGGACCAAUCAAAUAAAAUAGCUUGUGAAAUAAAGUAAAACCAGCCUUCACGACUGGUAGCACUUCUUUCUUUUCUCAGGUUACGUGUCCACAAUUCUUAACAGAAGACGGAGGCUGCCACAUAUUAAGUCCUUCGACUUUACUCAACGGUCACAGGCUGAGCGGCAGGCUGUUAACUUCAUCGUACAAGGUUUCUCCGUUUUUUCUUUUUUCUUUUUUUUUCUGUUUUUUUUGUCUUUUUAAGAAAAACGUUUCUUAAUUGACCACAAAAUUCUCUUCAGUUUUCCCUUUCCCAUAAGCCCCUUGGGUAUUACAAAACUGAAAUCACUUUUUCUCGCAGUCGCACUUCACAAAUAGUUCAUUUUUUGAUAGGUUUAUUAAAAUGUCUUUUGUAAACUGAUUAAAGGUUCAGCAGCGGACAUUUGUAAAGCAGCAAUGAUACAAGUCAUGAUAGCUGUAUGCAAGGAUCCUUAUGUGAACGCAAGGUAUACGUAAUGUUGCAUGCUCCAUUUAAUUGCAUUCUGCAACAGCUAAACUUAAUUAUGAUUAGCCUUUUUUUUACGCAAAAAUCUACUACCACUUAUGUUUAUUUUAUCCUGACGAGUUUUUGUUGUUUCAUCUGUUUUAUUUCGUCUCUGUCAGUUUGUUUUUUGUCCAUGUUCUUGCUUUGUCAAGCUUCCCUUCUUUUACUUCUACCUUGUUCGAAUGACUUAUGUAAGUAAUUUUGAUAUCUCAAAAGUUUGGUUCGUGUCCGUUUUGUGUAGAUUGCUCCUACAAAUACAUGAUGAACUCCUUUUAGAAGUUCCUGGGGACGAAAUCAAAAGAGUGGCAGGUAAGACUUGGAAAUCAACAAUCUUCUUUUUUCGGCAGGCUCUUGUAGAAAAAUUCAUGAUGAGCGAUGAUGUAAUCAGUAGUAACGCAAGAAUAAUUUUGAAUUCUUCUUUGAUGGAUACAGCAUACAUCAAAUCGAUUAUGGAGUCUACAGAAGAACUGCUUGGUAGCAAAGUCAAGCUGAAGGUAAUGGGCUGGUAUAGACAAUUAAGCUGAUUUAAAAAAGAAUAAACUUUUUAUUGUGUAAAGUUUGGUAAGGGCUCAAGUAUCUGCAGCUUUAGCGCGGUACCAAAACCGCUGGUACUUGAACCUUUACCCCACAUGUUAAACGCGUGUUGCGUUGCCACAAUUUUACCAUUCUGCCUUAAAAUGACAGAAAAGUUAGCUUAUUCAAAACUUUUAAUUUAGUGAUAAAACAUUUAACCUACAACAUCUAUUUUACAUAGGUACCCCUUCCUGUGACUCUCAGCAUUGGAAAGACCUGGGGACAUAUGGAAACCCUCUCUAUCUGA
Messenger RNA from Pocillopora meandrina, 9769 nucleotides. The record is from the annotation of a GenBank genome assembly. NCBI's taxonomy places the organism in Eukaryota, Metazoa, Cnidaria, Anthozoa, Scleractinia, Pocilloporidae.